This is a messenger RNA of Solanum dulcamara, 1648 nucleotides long. RefSeq lists its product as uncharacterized. NCBI's taxonomy places the organism in Eukaryota, Viridiplantae, Streptophyta, Magnoliopsida, Solanales, Solanaceae. The transcript has 7 exons. Gene Ontology annotation, molecular function: protein binding; transcription coregulator activity. Gene Ontology annotation, biological process: regulation of DNA-templated transcription. Gene Ontology annotation, cellular component: histone deacetylase complex. The record is from RefSeq and is a predicted model, not a curated record. The coding region runs from base 657 to 1334 and encodes 225 amino acids.
AAGCCAAGUGACCGUACAAGUGGGUCUCGAUAUUCUCUCUCCUCUCUCUUCCUUUUUUUUUUUUUUAAUGAGAAGAAAGAAGCAGCAGGUCGUUUCCAUUCCAAUGGCAGUUGUGAAGCAUUUACUGUAUGCUCUCUCUUUCUCUCUCUAGAUUACUCAAAAAAUUCUGUUCUAUCAGAUUGCAUUUCACUCGAAUCUGACUACAAAUUCAAUCUGGUGUUUGUUUCUCGGUAUUCUGAAUGCACUGUAUUUGCAUUCAAACUGAGGAUUUUCGUUUGAGACUGGGAGUUCUACUUUUUUUUUAGCUUGAUUGAUUCUGGUUCUUGAAACUUAAAAAGAUUUCAGUCUCUGUCAGCAAAGCCAUUCGAUUGUGAGGUGAAUCGCGUUAUUAGGACUGGAGAUUCUAUAGAAAGGUAUCUGAAUUGAGAUUCGUGGAAUUUAGUUCUGUACUGGAAGUUGAAGUUUGAUCUGCUACCAAGUUGGCUGUUGUUGGGGAUAUUGUUAUUUUCAUUGUUUGAUUGUAAUGAGGAGCAAGGGAGAAACAAUUAGUCACUAUGUAGAAUUCCAUAGUUUGGUUCCAGAGUACCAGUAGCUGAUUUAGUCCGAUUGCUAUCUUCAUUGGGGUCACUGAUUAGUUGGUUGUUGAGACGAGCAAAAUGCUGGAGACUCAACUUUGUCCUGCUCGGGUGUUAUCACCUUUCCGCGAAGAGAGUGGUGAUGAGGAACUGUCUGUACUUCCUAGGCAUACCAAAGUUAUUGUGACGGGAAACAACAGAACCAAGAGUGUUUUGCUGGGGCUUCAGGGAGUUGUCAAGAAGGCUGUUGGGCUUGGUGGUUGGCAUUGGCUGGUCCUGAAAAAUGGGGUUGAAGUCAAGCUACAAAGAAAUGCGUUGAGUGUGCUAGAACCUCCCACGGGGGAUGAAGAAGACGAUGAUUAUGACUUUGAUGACUCAAGCAGUGGUUCAGACCUUGGUGAAAAAGAAAAUCAUCACUUUGCUACUGGUGUCGUAUACCGAAAAGUGAGCAAGCCUAGAGUUCGUUAUACAAGGCCAUGGGCCUUAUCUGGACCACCAAAGACGAUGAACCAUGGCAAUUGCAGAGAAGUUGAACCUAACUAUUUGCAACCGAGGUUGAACUUGGCAAAACUAGGAACUGGUUCAUUAUGGAGGUACUGGCGAAACUUCAACCUUGCACAUAUUAGCCCUAACCCAACGAAGGAACAACUACUUAGCGCAGUGCAGCAGCACUUCUCAUCACAGCGAGUGAACGAGGUACAAGUGGUGGUGGAAUUCAUCCGUGCAGCCAAGAGAUUAAGAUCAACUGACACACAUUGAGAUUUGUUGAUGAUGAUAGGGAGGGAAAUUUGUGAAGAAGGUUGGAUUAUUAUCUGUAAUAUAAUGCAUGCAUAUAUAGAGUAAAUAUUUAUGAACCUCUAACUUUAGUUCAGCUAAUUAUAGACUCUACUAAUGGAGAGUGGUGGGAGUUUCUUUGUUAGCUUAUCUCCCCCAAAUUUUCUCCCGGAUCCCUAACCUUGUAUUAUUCGGAUGCGACCCGACCCGAUCCGAUCCGGUUGACAUUUAUAACCUUCAUUUCAAAACAUAAUUAUUGUUUUUAUUAUUAUAAAUGAUUAAAUAUGUGGAUAUGGAAA